Messenger RNA from Aspergillus ruber CBS 135680, 2088 nucleotides. Its product is annotated as DNA-directed DNA polymerase eta. Gene Ontology annotation, biological process: response to radiation; error-prone translesion synthesis. The record is from RefSeq and is a predicted model, not a curated record. Gene Ontology annotation, cellular component: site of double-strand break; replication fork; nucleus. Lineage: Eukaryota; Fungi; Ascomycota; Eurotiomycetes; Eurotiales; Aspergillaceae. Gene Ontology annotation, molecular function: damaged DNA binding; DNA-directed DNA polymerase activity. The transcript has a single exon. Bases 1 to 2088 code for a protein of 695 amino acids.
AUGUCGCGCUCGCCUACUACCUCCCCGAGACCAUCGCCGUCGCCGGAGGACAACCCCGAACGCUCGAUAGACCACCCUCGUCCUUCGCGCUACACCUACAAACAACUAAAGCUCCUGCGACAAAGCUCAACAGCAACGCCACUCCGUGUUAUCGCGCAUAUCGAUCUUGAUGCCUUCUACGCGCAAUGCGAAAUGGUCCGUUUGGGGACGCUGCGGGAGACACCCCUGGCGGUUCGCCAGUGGGAUUCGUUAAUCGCUGUCAAUUAUCCCGCACGGGAUUCGGGGAUAACUAGGAUGAUAUCAGCGACUGAGGCGAAGAAGCUCUGUCCGGAUAUUGUGCUACAGCAUGUCGCAACGUUUAGAGAAGGCGAGGGCGGGAAAUGGGCGUAUAGGGAGGACGCGUUUAAGAAUAUUGGGAUGGAUAAAGUGUCGUUGGAUCCGUACCGGGCGGAAUCGCGCAAGAUUCUUGCGGUAAUGAAGGAGGAGGCGUAUAGGUGGCAUGCGGCUGUAACUGGUGAAAACGGCGCUGGGACUGAGACGUCAGCACCACCCUUCAAGGUUCAGACGCAGCUCCCCAGCGUUGAAAAGGCGAGUAUCGAUGAAGUGUUCAUCGACUUGUCGCCGUUGGUAUUUGGUGCUUUGUUGCAGAGAUAUCCCGAGCUGCGGACUGAGGCCCUUGGUGAAGACCGGGGAGCACCAUUACCUUGUCCUCCCACAACAGCGCUGGAAUGGAACGCUGAGGACUGCCUGAUCGAUUUGGACGUAAACGAAACCGAAGUCGAUGAUCCAGAUUGGGAUGAUAUUGCAAUGCUGAUAGGCUCUGAGAUCAUACGGUCUGUUCGCACCGCUGUCUGGAACCAUCUCAGUUUUACUUGCUCUGCUGGUGUCGCUAGAAACAAGAUGAUGGCCAAGUUAGGGAGCGGCUGUAACAAGCCCAAUAAACAGACCGUGGUCCGGAACCGUGCCGUCCAAAAUUUCCUGGGCGGGUUCAAAUUUACCAAGAUCCGAAUGCUGGGCGGCAAGUUGGGAGACCAAAUUGUUGCUCAUUUUGGAACGGAGCAGGUUAGUGACCUGCUGAAUGUAUCACUGGAACAGCUUCGAUCCAAGCUAGACGACGGUACGGCCAACUGGCUCUACGGCAUUAUUCGCGGCGAGGACAGAAGUGAGGUCAAUUCGCGGACCCAAAUGAAGUCCAUGUUAUCGGCAAAGUCAUUCAGACCAAGUAUCAAUUCUGUAGAGCAGGCAGAAAAGUGGCUACGCAUUUUUGCAGCUGAUAUCUACAACCGUCUCGUUGAAGAUGGCGUGCUUGAAAACAGACGCCGUCCAAAGAUCGUCACUCUGCACCAUAGACAGGGUGCUCAGGUCCGCUCUCGUCAGAUCCCGAUUCCUGGCGCGAAGCCUAUUGAUGAGGCUACUUUGUUUGAUCUUGGCAGCACCUUGCUAUGGCAAGUUAUUGAGGAUGCUAGCGCAUGGCCAUGUGCGAACCUAUCGUUGAGUGUUGGCGCAUUCGAGGACGGGGUCACCAAAAACCGGGCAAUUGAUGGGUUUUUGCUUCGUGGGAAACAGACUAAGACGAAUGCGGGCUAUUCGACGAGGGAUGUCGUAACUGUGGAUAUGACAGAGGAGCAACCCUUCAAUGUGAAGCGAAGAAAAGUUGAAGAGAACGGCAUCAGACGCUUUUUCACCAGCCCCUCAGCUGCUGAUCCUGAAGUCCCCUUAAACGAGCAACCGCAACCUGAAGCUUCGGGGCCAACGAACUCGACGGAAGCAGUUUCGCAGGCAAUUCGCGAUGGCAGGCCGAAUUCCGGGCCCGAGGGUUCUUUAGACUUGCCUGGCGACGUUCCGCGCGAUUUUUAUCUCUGUGACGACUGCAACCAACCGAUUUCGGAAGAUGACAGGACCGAACAUGAUGAUUGGCAUUUUGCUAAAGAGCUGGAAAUGCAGGAAAGAGAAGCAGCGAAGGCCCCUGUCUCGCUACCACGCCCUUCAAGCCAUCCCUCGAAUAUUAAUGCCCGUAGUCGAGGUGGCCGCAACAGUCGUAGCAGCAGCAAGACAGAAAAGGGACAAACGCGACUUACAUUUGGGUAG